CCUUGGCGCAUGCGUAGUUAGACUUUACCUGGAAGGUGAUCAAAAAGCCGUAGCGGAAGUCCGAGUGUUGUUGUAACUGUUUGAAUUCGUGAUAUGUGAAGAGACCCCAGUCACCAUGACAACGGUACCACCUCUCCAAGCUUAUUCGGGGUCAACUCCUAAUGACAGUGAGUACUACUACAGCGACAACUCCAAAUGGACCAAGGACAUCCUAGUUACGCGUGACCCAGUGUUUGUAAAUAAAGCUGUCGUGAAUGGCGAGUACAUUGGUCGGAAACCACACACCUAUAUCUACCUCGCAAUCGCCGUUACCGUCCUCAACCCUCUCCUUGGACCCUUUGCCAUCAUGUUUGCAGUGAUGUCUACACGAUCCUAUGACGAUGGAGAUAUCAAGUCGGCCGUGAAGUGGGCGAAUUACUCGUUCAUGUUGGGGAUGAUGACAAUAGGCAUUUCAGUAAUUUUAUAUAUAGCAAUAGGAUUUUCUCUGAGUGGUCUGGGGACAAAAGGAGGUCACGCUCCCUGAUCCCGAAUACCUGUACCCUGUAAAUAUGUAUAUAGCUCAUCAUUCUACAACACACUCUGUCAAUGAACAUUGAUUUAUCAGUGUAGAACGACAUUAGGAGGUCAAUCAGUGCAGGUUCAGUGAUUAAUGUUUUAGAUUAUUGCUCCAGAAAUGUGUUUUCUGUGACUAAUGGUAAUUAAUGGUAUCAAUAUUUAAUGUCCCAUCACAAUUAAACUUCGUGGAGGUUUGUUCUACAGAAACAAUGAAUUGGUAAUGGUUCAAAAUUAAUUCACCUUAACAGAUCGUCAGAUGUGCCUCAAAUUACUGGCAUACUUAACUGAUAUUACAGGUAGACUAAUCCACUUCUACAGGUAUGAAAAUAUUUUCAGCCAGAUUCUGAUCACUCGGAUAACACCUAAAAAAUCCAAUGUAAGAAUUUGAUUAUAAACUUUUAUGCCAAAAUUAAUCUCUGUUAAAGCAUUCUUGGAAGUUAACAUAUUAAUCAGGAAAUAUUUUGGAAUUCUGAAAUUAAAUUUUCUGGACGAAUGAAUUUUUAAUUACACUACAUAUGCAGAAAAUGAAUCGUCCAGGCAUAUGAGGUUCGCCAAUAUGUACUAUAUACGCGGAAAGUUAAACAUGGAUACAUGUAUAUAUACAUCAGUGUAUAAUUAGAAAAAAGUAGAUUUAGCACGACAUUUAACUAAAGAUGGUUGUUACAAGCUCCGAUAACACUUGGAAAAGGUCAUGAUAUAUCCUAUUUGUACCUGUAGCAUAUCAUUAACCCUUUCAUCCCUAGGUAACUUAAGUAGACUCUACCAUACAUUCAUCUGGAUGAGUCCAUUAUGGUCUACAGUGGUGAAAGGGUUAAAACUCCUUUUAUUUCAUUCUUUUUACACCAUGACUAAUUAACAUACAUACUGACUUUUUUUUUAUGUGAAAGUCUAGUAAUGCUGAAAUUAGAAUCUCAAAAUUUUGUAGGCCUGUCAUUUCAAAGAACAUGGACAUUCAAUGAUCAGGUAGAACCUGAAACAAUGGCUCUCAACCAUAUCCCACAUAAACUAGUGAGAGAAAUCUGAAUCCUUAGCCAGCCUUUCCAUUGGACGAGACCUCUGCUAGUCUUGCAAUUCUUUUUGGGGGAUGGGAGGAGGGGAGAAAACUCAGAAGUGUCCAUUCUCUGCGAAUGUCCAGAAUUAUGUAAUUACUGUACCCAUUUAUUAAUAUAAUCAUAUUUCAUCAGCUUAUCAAUGAACUUGAUAACACAUGCUGUUAACUUUUGCUGUUUCAUGAAUUCACAAUUAAUUUGGUUGUUUAAAUGAAAUGUAAUUUAUCCUUCCAUAAAUUGUAUAAAUUUCUGCCAAUAUUACAGAUUCUUGUGUACAUAUCUUUACUUUAUUUCAACAUCAAUGCCAGUAUACAACUUAUAAUUCCAUAUGCACUAUUGCAGCAAAUUUUAUUUGUAAAGUGUGUUUCAUAUAUAUGUAUUUAAUUUUUAUUUCAACAUUUUCUGAUAAUUCUUCACAUAUACAUGUAUAUGUAUUUUUAAUUUUUAUUCUGUCAUUUUCUGGUAAUUCUUCACAUAUAAAAAAGAAAAACGAAUUUCAAUCGCUUUUCACAGAAAUUCUCUGUAUGACAUAUUUUUUAAUAUCUCUAAUGUUACAUGCGUUGCACAGGGUCUGUCCAUACAUAUCUUGCACUUGUUAAGGCCCGAGAACAGGUCGUCUCUGGCAUAGGGCAAAGAGGAUUUACACCCCCCUGUCAACAGUAGCACCCAUUUACUGUAGAUUUACGAUAAAUCCAUGCUAACUUAAGUCUGCGGACAAGAAACUGUCUUGGGAACCUCCAACUCUGUAAUAUCUUUGGCCAUUUCCUUGAUAAUUGUCAUGAGGUUGGUUAUAAACAUUUUACCGUACGUACCCUUGAUGAUGACAUGAAUUAUCAAUUCUGUCAUCUUUUAUUAUAUGUCUAUGAAAGAAGAAUAGCUAUAGAAAAUAUAAGGUUUUGUUGAUGUAUUUUAUCAGUGAUUUAAAUUUUGAAAUGUAAUAAUAUUUUUAAAUAUAUACGUAAAAAAUCCAU
Mizuhopecten yessoensis (Yesso scallop) is the source of this 2575-nucleotide messenger RNA. RefSeq lists its product as uncharacterized. Gene Ontology annotation, cellular component: membrane. The coding region runs from base 116 to 523 and encodes 135 amino acids. The record is from RefSeq and is a predicted model, not a curated record. NCBI's taxonomy places the organism in Eukaryota, Metazoa, Mollusca, Bivalvia, Pectinida, Pectinidae. The transcript is spliced from 3 exons.